CCCUUCGCGAAGCCGGCUCCGGGGCGCGCUGCCCGGAGACGAGGCCAGACGCGGGAGGCGCCGUCUCUCCCUGAGACCAUGUACCGCCCGAGCCGGGGGGCGGUCCGGCGCCUGGGACCUUGUCUCCGCGCCUACCAGGCCCGACCCCAGCCCCUGGAACUGCCCAUCCUUCCCCUGCCAGCCCAUCGGGAGAUCAGAGCAUGGAGGAGCACUUGGCUGUCAUGCAUGAGAGGCUGAGACAAGAGCUUCCCAACCUCUUCUUCCACUCGCACGACUACACUCUAUAUUCCUUGGAUGUGGAAUUCAUCAAUGAGAUCCUGAACAUGCGUACCAAGGGCCGCACUUGGUACAUUCUGUCACUGACCCUUUGCCGAUUCCUGGCAUGGAACUAUUUUGCACAGUUUCGGCUGGAGAUUCUACAGCUGACCCGCCACCCUGAGAACUGGACCCUGCAAGCCCGGUGGCGCCUAGUAGGACUGCCUAUCCACAUGCUCUUGCUGCGUUUCUACAAGCGUGAUAAAGAGGAGCUUUUCAGGACCUAUGAUGCCUAUUCCACCUUCUACUUGAAUUCCAGUGGCCUCAUCUGUCGCCAUCACCUAGACAAGCUGAUGCCUUCACACUCACCCACAACACCUGUGAAGAAGCUGCUGGUGGGAGCCCUGGUGGCCCUGGGACUGUCAGAACCCGAGCCCAACUUCCACGUGUGCUCCAAGGCCUGAUCCAGGAACUCGGUGGAGGCAGCACUGACUGCUACGUACAGGAGGGGAGGUGGCCAGGAGUGUCCAGAGCCAGCCACCUCCCUCCACUUUCCCUCCUUCCCGUCUCAUGCUGUGUAAAGCUGCUGUGUAAUUUAACUUGUAAAUAAUAAAGUUUACUGUGGAUAUGA
This is a messenger RNA of Nannospalax galili (Upper Galilee mountains blind mole rat), 886 nucleotides long. It is a transcript of the gene CUNH6orf136, whose product is annotated as chromosome unknown C6orf136 homolog. Lineage: Eukaryota; Metazoa; Chordata; Mammalia; Rodentia; Spalacidae. The transcript has 6 exons. The record is from RefSeq and is a predicted model, not a curated record. The coding region runs from base 201 to 719 and encodes 172 amino acids.